Molecule: messenger RNA, 156 nt
Organism: Diversispora eburnea
Lineage: Eukaryota; Fungi; Glomeromycota; Glomeromycetes; Diversisporales; Diversisporaceae
Source: the annotation of a GenBank genome assembly
AUGUCCGGGACGAAAAAAUCUUGCACUAUUGGAUCUACUUGGUGUUUGGAUACAACAAUGAUGAUUAUGUAUAGAAAUAUUUCACCAGUAUUAUCCGAAUCCACUUCUGAUGAUACGGUCAAUGAAGAAAAAUGGCCUGAAAAAUUUUACGUAUAA